GGCGAAUGUCAGUUAGUUGGCGCAUGGUUUACGUAAAAGCCGCACAAAUUGGUUGAUUUUUUAAUAAAAAAUAUAUUUGUAAGUAAAAAUCAAAGUGCAAAACCAUGUCUGCCGGUUUGACUCGCUUGUGGGAGCGCCUGCCACUCAAAAAACAGGUGGCCCAGAGCAGUAUUCGCGUUUUUUCCAACCAGGAGCAGCAGCAGCAGCCAGAAGUGGAAGACGAUGAAGAAUUCCGGGUGCUCAGUUUGCGGACGGUGAAGCAGCAGUUCCAGCGGCGCCAGCAGGUGCGCAGGGAUCCCAUCACACCACCGCGCACCGGUCGCAUGGCGGUGGAUCAGGAUUGGACGGCCGUUUGGCCCGGACCACGCUCCUUUCACCCGGCCAGUGUGCCACUGCCACUCCGCCAGGGAUUCACGGAACGCGGGGCGGCGGCCCCGUCGAAAUUCGCCAACGCUGAGCUGAUGAAGAUACCCAACUUUUUGCACUUGACGCCACCGGCCAUUCGUCAGCAGUGCGAGGCCAUCAAGAGGUUCUGCACGUCAUGGCCGAAGGGUCUGGAAACGGAGGCCAAGUGGCAGCGCCACUUCCCCGUGGAGGUCACCACCACGGACUUUUGUCACAGUUUGCCCACGAUCAGAAAUCCGGAGGCCAGGCGGGUCACCAUUUCCCUGAAGCUCUCUGAUCUUAAGUUCGACUCGCAUGCCCGGGAUAAGUUCCUGCGGCUGGUGGGCGAUCGAUACAACAAGGAUACGGACAUCCUCACCUUCGUCACGGAUCGGUGUCCGCAAAAAAAGCAGAACUACGACUACGCUCUGUAUUUACUCACCGCUUGCUACCACGAAUCCUUCGUCACCGAACCCUGGGAGGCAACCAAAUCGGAGGCCGACAUGGAGGUCUAUCUGUUCGAGAGGAACCAGUCCAAGCUCUCCGCCGAGGGAAUCCUCAACUGGAACGCCAAAGAGGGUGCUCCCAAGGUGGCUCCCAGUAAAUCGUAUGCCAAUUGUGUGGAGCAACUGAUAAACGAGGGGGAAAACGAGUACAACUUGGGCAAAUACAAGGAGGAGGUCAAGAAAAUGUUGAACAUUGCCUAGAGAAUCGUUGUUGAAUCCAAUAAAAAGAGAUGUUAGUAAUAGAA
Messenger RNA from Drosophila suzukii, 1135 nucleotides. RefSeq names its product mitochondrial ribosomal protein S35 (gene mRpS35). Gene Ontology annotation, biological process: mitochondrial translation. Gene Ontology annotation, cellular component: mitochondrial small ribosomal subunit. Lineage: Eukaryota; Metazoa; Arthropoda; Insecta; Diptera; Drosophilidae. Gene Ontology annotation, molecular function: structural constituent of ribosome. The record is from RefSeq and is a predicted model, not a curated record.